AUGUCACCUUUAACGCCAGUUAUACCCAUGCAAUUUGAAACUCCUUCUACGCCCUCAGCCUCUCUGGAAUCCGCAAUUUUUGGACCACCUGAGGAUUUCAUUAAGUCUCCAGCGCCUGAACUAAUCAGCACACCGGCACCGUUAUCACUGUUAUCUUCGUUAUCAAACACGACACUCAUACCCCCAAUGGAAACUCAACAACUGGCAACACCACCAGCUAUUGAUACUGCCGAUUCAGUGAUAAGCAAUACUGAAGUCAACGAUGUUCUCGAAUCGAUUAAAGCAAGCAAUGAUUCAGCUGAACAGUCACUCUCUUCAGAUGCUUUCCACACUCAGAUAUCUUCAACUGCACUUCCAUACAUUGACAAUACAACCAAUUCUGCAAAGAAUGAUGGAAACGCUACCGCUGACGGUGAUGAUGAAAUAAAUGUUGAUGGAUGCUUCGGGAAGAUACGAACUGCUAGUAGUGUAGAUCAAAAAUUCAAAGCUAACAUGGAUAUGAUGACUCAAAUGGCUAGACUUGACAAAAUUGAUGAAUUACUCAGGAAAAAGAUACGAAAACUGUGUACUGCGAAAGAAGCACAUGCAGCCGAAACGUUUUUGGAUGCUCGACAAAUGGGCGUUGAUAUUGCACGGAUGAUCACAACGAACUUAACGAAGGAGGAAAGAGAUAUACUCAAUUUAUGGGAAUCUGUCAAAGAUGUAUUGUCACAACGUGCGUUCUACCUUUACAAAUAUCAGACGUUCGGCGCUGAAGCGGACGAGAUGAAACUGGUAGAACUGGUGGAUGGAAAGUUGAUGUUAGUGAGUGCAGGUGAUGCGGAAGAAAACGACGAAAUUAAAGGAUAUGUUAAGGGUCUCUUCCUGCCCGAAGAGUCGUAA
Molecule: messenger RNA, 882 nt
Organism: Anisakis simplex (herring worm)
Lineage: Eukaryota; Metazoa; Nematoda; Chromadorea; Rhabditida; Anisakidae
Source: the annotation of a GenBank genome assembly